AAAAGUCGCAGCAGAAUGCCGACUUCCACAAGGUGAAGCUGAAGGUCGGCAAGGCGGCUGGCCCAGCGGCGUCCGCGACGCAGACCUCGUUCAAGGUCGCCAUGAUCAACAUGCCGGCGCAGUCCGUGGUCGUCCACGCCGAGCGCACGCAGGCCCAGCAAGCACAGAUCAACCGCAUGCAUCUUGCUGCAGCAGCGGCGCCGACGGUCGCUCCCACACUUACUGCGCAUGCGGCCGAGCCAGCUGCACCACAUGGACUGGCUGCUGCUGGACAGCCCUCCGCCCCACAACACGCCCAUGGACGAGGCCCGUCUGCUGAUGCUACUGCAAGCAAGUCGUCGUCGGACAAGGCAGCCGCAGCAGCAGCUGUCGAGGCUCAGGCAAUGAUGAUGGUCGAGCCGAUCACCGAGCGAGGACUGAGCGUCGGAGAACUGCUCGUCCAGCUGCGGCACUACUCGCCAACAGUGCGCAAGGACGCUGCGUUUGGACUCAAGGAGCUCGUGCUGCAGUACCCGUACGCAAUGGUCAACCGCGCGUCGCAGCUCAGCGCAAUCACCGAGCGAUCGGUCGAGCUGAUCUCGGACGUCGAAGGCCCAGUCCGGCGCGCCGUGCUCGGGUUUCUGCAGGCGCUGGUUGCGCGUAUUGACGAGGAAAAGAUGCGGCCAUUCUUCCCGCUGUUCAUGGUGCACACGUGCAGCGCCAUGACUCACAUUCGCGACGACAUUCGCCUGGACUCGCUGCUCUUCCUCGACCUGCUCCUCGAGCGCUAUCCACGCAUGAUUGUGGCCCAUAGUCGCGACAUUCUGCCAAACUUUAUCGAGCUGCUGUCGGCGCGAGGUGACACCAAGCCCGCAGGAGGUGCCGUCUCGGCAAAGCCGGGUUCGACGGCCGCGGCCUUGGCUGUUGCUGCUGCGUCCGCCAGUGCCACCAGCACUGCUGCCAAGCUUGCUGCAACUGCCGGCCGUACUUUGCUGUCGAAUCCUGCCGGUGCGCUUGCCACGACGCAGUCGCGCGCCAGCAUUCUGUUGCGGCUCAAAGUCUUUUUGGACGCCUGUUUGAAAGAGCCCUCUGAGACCGCGACCAGCACGACCAGCACGAGCAGCACGAGCGUCUCUGAGGAGCAAACACGUCAAAGUAGCGAUGAUGGUGACACUGCCGGCUCGGAUUCACUUCCAGUGUUUUUGGAUCCAGCAACGCCGCUCAAUCAAAUUUGGAUGCAGCACUCUGCAGGCAGCCGCUCCUGGAGCAACAACGGUCGCGCAGCGCUGACCAUCCACAGCGCAUCCGUGUACAAGUUUGGAGCUGCCAUGUCGUUUGAGCGCAUGACGGCAACAUCUCUUCUCCAGGCCAUGAGCACUGUCGGCCACAACCCUGACGCUGCAUCCGCCACGCAGCGCUCUGUCGGUGGCAAAGCGGUGACUAGCAGCAGCUUGAUUGCUCCCAACACCUCCAUUGGCGACUUUAGCAACCCCGAACACUGUUUGGGCUUUCUUUCAACUGUACUGCCCUUGCUCUUGGAGGUCUGGAUUGAGUGUGCGCCCGCCGACAUUGACACACACGCCCAAGCCACCUUGUCGUGCAUGAGCGUCAUUCUCAGCAUUGUGCGCCAGCUUUGCCGCCACACGACCUCGCUUUUACGAGCAGAUGAUGUUGGCGGCGAAGAAGCAUCCACGUCGCGGCGGUUUGUCAGCUCGACGACCACCGCGCGCGCACGAAGCCUGCCUGCCGAGCAGCUGACCGAGUUUCGCAAGCACUUUAUGACUUACUUUCCGUUUGGAGCCGGGGGCGACCAACGCGAUCCAAAGCGUGCUGCACUGCUUCGAACCAUGAAUAUCAGCACCUGCGACAUUAUGAGCUGCUUUUUGGAGGGCGUCAACCCCGAGGAUGCCGUACACCACCUUGCUAGUGAGGCGUCAUCCGAAGCACCACCACAGGCCCAAGCGCCGACCAACAAGCAAGCAAAUUCAAACAGCAAAAAGCAGCAGCAGAACAAGUCCAAAAAGCUCUACGUGUCUGCAUCGGGCGCAUCCAGUGUGGGUCCCUCGUCCACCUCGAUGGAAGAUCUGCUUCCGAGGUUGCCCAGUCAGCAGCAGACACAGAGAACCGGCGGUUCAAACCGCUCUCUGACGACGGCGCCGUGGAUUAGCGACAUUGUCACGUUUGUUUCCAACGUGCUCAGCCAGGAACAUCAUUCUGGCCAUCGCGUUUCCUCAGAUACUGCCAGUAAUGAGCUAACCAACCAGCACACCACUGCUCUUUUCCACACUGCAACGGCUCUGCUGCAUCGGGUCGAACCCAAGCUGCAAGUCCUCCUCGUCACAUCCGCAGCCGAGUUUCACAAGCACGCCAGCAGGUUGUCUGCGGCAUCCAAGAUUAGCUUGCGCUUUCUUGCUCGGGUCAUCUUCCAUUACGGCGCGCAGGCAGCGUCCGGCGUGCCGGAAGAGAUUCUCGAAACCAUCUCGACGGUGGUGGCCGGCUUGCCGAAACUGCUCUGGAUGCUGGCCGACGAUAAUCCCACCUUCACUGGCAUCAUUCUUGAUCUGCUGCUGAAAAUGGCCCGGCAUGCUCCCGCAAACGUUGUGCGCGAGGAUGCGCCGCCAAACCAGUCUCCUUUGGCAAGUGGCAGCUGGCUUGCGCCGCUCCAGGCCGCUCUUGUGCCGUUUAUGGGUGUCCAAGCCAAGGAUGUGUGGCAUUUCGGUCCAUUUUUGCUCCUCCCACCCUUCAUCCAGAGGCGAUUUGUCGAGUUGUGGGCGCACCUGCCUCCGCAAACCUCGUCGUCCUUUUACGACGCUGUUGGAGCGUGCCUCGUCUCCCCCGCGCUCAACUCAAACACUGCAACGUACCUUUUAGAGACACUGUACUCGUCGCACGCGCGCGAGUUCCGCCGAGUGUCUGAACGCGCAGCGGAUGCAACUGCUCACCACCACCACUUGUCCGCGAGCUCUGAGGAACUGCAGGAGGAAAUCAAAGCACUUGCCGAGCUGACAUCUUGCUCGCUGGGUGUGCUGUUUACGUCUGCAGUGGGCUACCGUCGCCGCGAGUGGGUUGCGCUGCAACAAGCCCUUCCAUUCAAGCCAACUCCAGCUGGACUUUGCACCGCGCUGAUGCCAGUGACAGGCCGAGCAGUGACCAUUGUGUCGCCUCCACUGCAACAGAAAUGGAAAGACGUGGCCACCACGCCGCGGUUUGUGCGAGUGUUUGGCAGGCUCGGCACCGAUGCAAACGUGUACACGGACCAAGCAAAGCGAUACUGGCACUUCCGGCAGCACUUGCUUGACUCGUGCUCUGGCGUCGUUCAUGCGUUGCCUGCAUCGCAAGUAGUGGCGCUGGCAUCGACCGUUGCACGGGCCAUGGACUCGACCGGUGCCCUCGUCGACGAAAGCGGACAGCCGGCAAACGCGCGCUGCCUGCCUUCCGACGCCGUGUUUGGACUCGUGUCCAUGUGGACGGCGCUGGCUCCGCGCGUGACGACUCUCGGCAUGCUUGAGCACGCGAUUUUGGAUUCCGCCACGUUUGCUCGCGUUGGUCAGCUCGGUCUCAUUGCCAUUGCAUCUGCUCUGCAAGAGCAUCAGGCUUUGCACAUUGCUGCAGGCCUUCGGGCAGUGUCCAGCGCAGUCAGUGCCGCUGUGCGUGUCAACUCGGCCGUGCUCAUCAGCGCACUCGAGCUGGCACAGCUGUCGGUCGAGUCGAGUGGCACUGCAGCUGACGCCUUGCUGCGGGCUGUUCUCGAGCUGCUGCAGAACGCCGCAAACCGAGCUGCCUUCAUCCAUGCUCGACCAAUGCUUGACCGUCUCCUGCAAACAUGCCAAGCGAGUGCCUCCGUGUCGCAAACGUUGACCGCGUCGCUCUCUACAGAGGCGUCGCUGCUGCAAUGAUUUUUUUUUUCGUUGCUGUGUUUGCGCAACCGUUCCUUUUUGUUACAAAAUCAAUUUUAAUCAACAAUAUAUUUCGAAAAAAGAAA
Molecule: messenger RNA, 3961 nt
Organism: Capsaspora owczarzaki ATCC 30864
Lineage: Eukaryota; Filasterea; Ministeriida; Capsasporidae
Exons: 1
Coding region: 102-3875 (1257 amino acids)
Cellular component (GO): nucleus
Source: RefSeq, a predicted model, not a curated record